Messenger RNA from Cladophialophora immunda, 2894 nucleotides. RefSeq lists its product as uncharacterized. Gene Ontology annotation, cellular component: vacuolar transporter chaperone complex; fungal-type vacuole membrane. The transcript has a single exon. Lineage: Eukaryota; Fungi; Ascomycota; Eurotiomycetes; Chaetothyriales; Herpotrichiellaceae. Bases 180 to 2573 code for a protein of 797 amino acids. The record is from RefSeq and is a predicted model, not a curated record.
ACUGCGUCGAGCUUCCCAGGCUUCGUUGGUCCAGCUCUGUCGGCUUAGUACCAAUUGCAUAUUUUCCCUUGACUUUUCUCUUGUGAGCUUCGGCUGCUGCACUCAACAUCUAUAUCUGUAUGGAGUAGCUGCUACGAACCUGCACACCGGGCCUACCUUACCCUCACUCUCACCCCAACAUGCGCUUCGGCAAGACCCUCUCCGACGCCAUUUAUCCACCAUGGAAAGACAAGUACCUCGAGUACGACAAGAUCAAGAAGCUCCUCCGUGAAGAUGAAACCUCCCCACAAGGCCGGGGCGGCGAAGCAAGCUGGACUGAACAGGACGAAGAAAACUUUGUUCACGAGCUCACCGUGACGCAAUUGGAAAAGGUCCACCAGCAUCAGGUCAAUACGUUCAACUCCCUACGAGACCGAACCGCCGCCUGCGAGGCCAAGCUCCCGUCUACUGAAGGCGAAGAUGCGGGAAAAUCCGAGGGAGAAUAUAAAGCUGUUGCAAAGGAGCUGCUUCCCGAGUUGGACAGCAUCUCCAAAGAGCUGAAUGAGCUUAGGAAGUUCAGCAGGAUCAACUAUACAGGCUUCCUCAAGGCUGCAAAGAAACACGACAGAAAGAGGGGCCUCAAGUACAGAGUCCGUCCAAUAUUGCAAGUGCGUCUUUCCCAGAUGCCUUUCAACCAGGAGGACUACUCGCCCUUGCUCUUCCGACUCUCGACCAUGUAUAGCUGGGCUCGCCAGAAGCUCGAGGGAGAACAGGCCGGUAAGGAGGCGAACACUAACGUCCGACCAAAAGAUGAGUAUAAGGCCUUCAAAUACUGGGUUCAUGUGGACAACCUUCUUGAAGUCAAGACUUACCUCUUGCGGCGCCUUCCCGUCUUGGUGUACAAUCCUCAAUCUGUCAAGGUAGUCGAUUCGUCUCAAAAGGAUCCGACAAUCACCUCCAUCUACUUCGACAAUCAGAACUUCGACCUUUACCAGGGUAAGGUCGAAAAAGGUGCCGGCGGCGCGUCCCUUCGGGUCAGAUGGGCUGGCCAAUUGCUUGAUGAGCCCGAGGUUGUCCUUGAGAAAAAGUUCGUCGACGAGGAAACAACCGACAGUAGCGACAUCAGAAUCCAGCUGAAGCCCAAAUAUCUUAUCCCAUUCCUUAAGGGGGAAUACAAGAUGGAAAAACAGAUCAAGAGGCUUGAAGAACUGCUGGGACCUCAACAUGAGGAUAUCAAGGCGUUCAAGGCCAAUGUUGACGAGAUCCAAUCCUUUGUCAAAGAGAAGGAACUCGAGCCAGUUCUCCGAGCAAGCUAUACCAGAACUGCCUUCCAAAUCCCCGGCGAUGACAGGAUCCGGGUGUCACUAGACACUGAUCUCGCAUUCAUCCGAGAGGACGCAAUGGACCCUGACCGGCCCUGUCGAGAUCCGGAUGACUGGCAUCGGUCUGACAUUGACCAGAACAAGAUGGAAUACCCAUUUUCGGCCAUUAAGAAAGGCGAAAUCAGCCGCUUUCCUCACGCGGUACUUGAGAUCAAGAUCAAGGAAUCCAAGUAUACUAGGAACAACACUUGGCUCAACGACCUGAUGAACUCUCACCUGGUCAAGGAGGAGAAAAGGUUCUCCAAGUUCGUCCACGGUGUGGCCGAGCUUUUCGAAGACUACGUCAACAGUUUCCCAUUCUGGCUGAGUGACUUGGAGACCGACAUCAGAAGGGACCCGGUCACAGCCUAUCAGGAGGAACAACAGAAAGAGGCUAAAAAGGCAGAAGAUGAAAUGGCCGUCGGAAGCUUCAUCGCAGGGUCCAGGUUGACACCCAAAGGGAAGUCGGCCUCUCCCGGCAAAUUCCCAGAGCGAAGACUUUCCGGCCAGCUCUCUCAGUCUGUCCAAUCUCAAAUACGAAGCAGGCCUGAGCCGCAAUUGGAAACAACUGCCGAAGAACGGGAUACCGACGAGGAAGGUGUUCAUCCUCCCGAUCAAGUCGAGGUUCGAGACUCGUCAAAGGGUGGCAUUCGAUCCUUCCUUCCGGCUUUCUCCAAUUCUCGAUACGCUCGUCGUCACCGCGAAGGAAAAGGAGCCUGGGAAAAUGCUCCACUACCGCCUGGUGUCCAAGAACCAAGUUUCUGGAUCAAAGACCAGGGUGACCUGAAAGUUGAAGCAAAAGUCUGGCUUGCUAAUCAGCGAACGUUCAUCAAAUGGCAGCACAUUGCAGUCCUCUUGGCCACCCUAUCACUUGGUCUCUACAACGCUGCCGGUGUCAAUAACAACAUUGCGCGAAUCCUUGCUGUUGUGUAUACCUGCUUCGCUGUCUUUGCAGGAGUAUGGGGGUGGUAUGUGUAUAUGUGGCGGACGAAAUUGAUCACGGAACGAAGUGGGAAGGACUUUGACAAUCCCAUCGGCCCAUUCGUCGUCACCAUUGGUCUGGCCGUGGCAUUGAUCUUGAACUUUGCUUUCAAGUAUCAUGCCGCAAUGAAAAGUCUCAACCCAAACCCAGGUAAUGGCACGACUGACACAUCGAUGACGGUCACGUUGUUGACGCCCAAGAUUCAGCUUCCUCAGGUGUCUGCCACGGGACUCCUCGUGCAGGAACUCUAGACACGCAAGGCUGGCAUGAAGAGGAGGGCUCAGGGUUUGCGCGGGAGGUUGAGACCAGUUGGCCUUCCAUUACUGAAAGCAUAGCACGAGGUUGGAAAGGAUCAAAAUGACCACAGACAGAAUUUCCGGGCUCACUAGAUAGAGCACCUAGUAUCAUACGUACAGAUAGCCCACCGGAUCAGUGGGCCAAUGCAUUGCAUCAAUCGCUUUUCGCGCUGUCGAGUUUCUAGCAACCAUGUCGAUGAAGAUUAACAGGUCUUUCCACCCCCAAUAACGGAGGAAGGCUGGGUCGGUAAUUCAGCAGACGCUCCAUAUAAAAAC